GGUUUAAUGCAACUUUAGUACUGCAGUAAUUUUUCCUUCAUACGAAUUUUGUUUCGUCCGCUCAAAUUUCAAAACUUACGGGUUUUGCCUUUAUUUGUAUAUGCGAGAUGUUUCGUCUCAACUACAAACAUCGCACGUAUAUAACGAGACCUUGCUCUUAAUAUAAGAGUUCCACGAAACUCACUCGGUUCUGACAUUUCAACGGUCUCGAUUGAGAUUCCAGAAUGCUUCCAUGUCAUUAAGAGAUGAACUUGAGCAGACAGCGGUCAAAGUGACAGAUGCCCAGAGAAUAAACCCUACGCACAUGCUUUUAGCACAUGCUUCUAGCACCUAGCUUGAAGGAAUUAUGUGCAAACGAUAUCGGACAGGAUACAAUAAUUUCCUGCAAUCGCAAUUUUGGAUGGGACAGUUUCUCCGCCUCUCAUAAAUCCCAUCUGUGGGUAAUCUGUGGGUAUUUCAAAAUGGGAUAUGAUCUACAAUAUCCGAUAAUAAUGCUGCGGAGAUUGUGAAAUUGCGUACAAGCAAAGACAAGGCGGAUUUAGACUUCUAGUCCGCUGUCAUUUAAUUUACCACGUAGUGGCAUGAACCCUUUCUGAAAGUUUGUUUUUCUUUUCGACUUCAACCUCGAUCUUCAUCUCACCUACCACUUUCGUUCGCUCUGUUACGAGAUGUUUUUCCUCUGGUCCCUCGUUGUCGGCCUUGCAACGGUCUCUUCAGCUAAAUAUUCAGAUGAUCUGGAUUGUACUGGAAUCAAUGGUAUCAGGCCGCAAUGUGAAUCUCAAGAGUCGUCUUACAAACGCGAUGUCUUUUGGGUAGGAGGGCAUUACGUGAACGCAGCCAUUGGUCUGUUGACCUAUGAUCAGGCGUAUGUCGAAAAGUUGACGCCAAGUAAAGGGAUCAAGAAACCAUAUCCUGUGGUCUUAUUUCACGGCGGAGGAGUUUCCGGUGCAACAUGGCUCAACACACCUGACAAUCGCAAAGGUUUUGCAUCGAUGUUCUUAGACUUGGGUUACCAAGUUUACGUUGUCGAUCAAACUAGUGUAGGGCGCGGAACCCAAGAGGAUCUUGUGGGAUAUCCUUUGAGAAUUGGAUCAACUGCAAACAUUAGUGAGGUUGGGUUUACAGCUCCAGAAAAUGCCGACGCUUAUCCCCAAAGCCAACAACACACACAAUGGCCCGGUACCGGAGUCAGAGGAGAUCCUAUCUUUGAUGCAUUUGAAAGUUCGUUCAUGCCAUUGACUACCAACAAUACUCGACAAGAGAUAUCGAUGCGUGCUGCGGGUUGCGAACUUCUUCAAUUGAUUGGCCCAUCAUUUUUAGUUUCUCACUCCAUCGGCGCAAUCCACCCAAUUGUAAUUUCAGACGAGUGUCCAGAGCUUGUGCUCGGAAAUGUAAACCUUGAACCUGGAAACAUUCCAUUCGAAUCCUACACCGGAAACGCAACAUCGUCUGUUGGAAGAACAGCUGCUCGUCCAUUUGGCUUGACCGUCUCCAAUCUCAACUAUGAUCCUCCAAUUUCCAACUACACCGAACUCGUCACCGAGACUGUCGGUGAGGAUACGCCAGCGAGCAGAUCUUGCAUUCAACAAAGCAGCGCUGCGAACUACACCAUCCAUACUCUCCCCAAUGUAGCCAAAGUUCCAUACGUCGCAUUCACCGGUGAAGCAUCCCCUCACAUCACUUACGAACAUUGCGUCAUUCAAUACCUCAAUCAAGUUGGUGUUAAGACCGAUUGGAUCAAGAUGGCCGAUGCAGGUGUUUAUGGCAAUGCUCAUUUCGGAUUCUUGGAGAAGAAUAACGAAGAAUACUUCAAGGUUGUUGAAGCAUGGAUCAAGAAGGCUGCCAAUGGAAUUGGUUCAUCUGAUUCCGGCGGAAGAUAUUCGUUCUGGAAAGCAUAGUUUGACGAAGAACAAAAACGCUGUAGAAUUAUAAUUAGCCCCCUUGUGGUUUGUACAUAGUUACCAUAAUAUUCUAAUGUCUCCUUUAUCAGAUGUCGAGACAAGACAAUUAAUCUAAUUCAAUUUUUUACCAUUAAAUAGCCACUGGCCUGUGAUCAAUCUUUCUAAAUGGCUUCACAUUUUGAUCACUACGCA
Molecule: messenger RNA, 2093 nt
Organism: Botrytis cinerea B05.10
Lineage: Eukaryota; Fungi; Ascomycota; Leotiomycetes; Helotiales; Sclerotiniaceae
Exons: 3
Coding region: 669-1898 (409 amino acids)
Source: RefSeq, a predicted model, not a curated record